Priceomyces carsonii is the source of this 3111-nucleotide messenger RNA. RefSeq names its product DNA translocase (gene ISW2). The record is from RefSeq and is a predicted model, not a curated record. Gene Ontology annotation, cellular component: chromatin; nucleus. The transcript has a single exon. Gene Ontology annotation, biological process: regulation of transcription by RNA polymerase II; nucleosome organization. Lineage: Eukaryota; Fungi; Ascomycota; Pichiomycetes; Serinales; Debaryomycetaceae. The coding region runs from base 1 to 3111 and encodes 1036 amino acids. Gene Ontology annotation, molecular function: histone binding; ATP hydrolysis activity; DNA binding.
AUGACAGAAAUAAGCAACACUUCACAACACCUUGAAGAUGAAACAAACUCGACAGAGACAGAAACUUUAAUAGAAAGAAGAAAGAGAUAUAUUCUAGGCAUGGACCCCAAGCAAGCCAGAUUGCAUGAUGUGGAUGACGCAACCAAAAGAUUCAAGUACUUGUUAGGAUUGUCUCAUCUUUUUAGAUAUUUUAUCGAUCUAAACGCAUCAAAGGAUCCUAAUUUUAAGAACCUAGUGAAACAAAUUGACGAAAAAGUCUCAUUCACAUCGCCGAAGAACAACAAAAAAAAGAACAGACGUCGUAAAUCGGAGAAAGAAGAAGAUGCUGAAUUAUUGGAGAACGAGGCCACAGUUGGCGACGAGGAUUCACAGGGUACCGUUUUCACAGAGUCACCCUCAUAUAUAAAUGAUGGGAAACUCAGAGAGUAUCAAAUUCAGGGAAUUAACUGGUUGAUAUCAUUAUAUGAAAACAGGUUGAGUGGUAUUUUGGCCGAUGAAAUGGGCUUAGGUAAGACUCUUCAAACAAUCGCAUUUUUAGGAUAUCUUAGACAUGUCAAACUGAUUAAUGGACCUUUCAUUGUAAUUGUUCCGAAAUCAACUUUGGAUAAUUGGAGGAGAGAAUUUGCCAGAUGGACUCCUGAAGUCAAUGUGUUGGUUUUACAAGGCAACAAAGAAGAAAGACACCAGUUAAUCCAAAAUCGUUUAUUAACAGCUGAUUUUGAUGUGUUGAUAACUUCUUUCGAAAUGGUAAUACGGGAAAAAUCGCAAUUUAAGAAAAUUAAGUGGGAAUACUUAGUUGUUGAUGAAGCUCAUAGGAUUAAAAAUGAAGAUAGUUCUUUAUCGCAAAUUAUAAGAGUCUUCUAUUCGAAAAAUCGCUUGUUGAUCACGGGUACACCCUUGCAGAACAAUUUGCACGAAUUAUGGGCUCUUUUGAACUUUUUACUCCCCGAUGUAUUUGGUGAUUCUGAUGUUUUUGACGCUUGGUUUGAAAUGCAUGGUGGCAGAACCGAAGAAGAGAAAGAGAAAAAUCAAGACAACGUCGUACAGCAACUUCAUACCAUCUUAAGUCCAUUCUUGUUACGCCGAGUUAAGUCAGACGUGGAAAAGUCUUUGCUACCUAAAAUUGAAUCAAACGUUUACAUUGGAAUGACUGAUAUGCAAAUUCAAUGGUAUAAAAAUUUGUUAGAAAAAGACAUUGACGCUGUAAAUGGUGUCGUUGGAAAAAAGGAAGGUAAGACAAGGCUAUUGAAUAUAGUUAUGCAACUCAGGAAAUGUUGCAAUCAUCCCUACUUGUUUGACGGAGCGGAACCAGGUCCACCUUACACAACUGAUGAACAUUUGGUGAAUAAUGCUGGUAAAUUAAUAAUCUUGGAUAAGAUGUUGAAAAAAUUUAAGAAGGACGGAUCAAGAGUAUUAAUAUUUUCCCAAAUGUCUCGACUCUUAGACAUUCUUGAAGAUUAUUGUUACCUUCGAGAUUAUGAAUAUUGUCGUAUCGAUGGAUCAACUAGUCAUGAGGACAGAACAGACGCUAUCGAUGACUAUAAUGCCAAAGAUUCAAAUAAGUUCAUAUUUUUAUUGACGACAAGGGCUGGUGGAUUAGGAAUCAAUUUAACGACUGCUGACAUUGUAAUUUUAUAUGAUUCAGAUUGGAAUCCUCAGGCUGAUCUACAAGCAAUGGAUAGGGCACACCGUAUAGGUCAAACAAAACAGGUCAAAGUAUAUCGUUUUGUCACUGAGAAUGCUAUAGAAGAAAAAGUUUUGGAAAGGGCUGCGCAAAAGCUAAGAUUGGAUAGAUUGGUUAUUCAGCAGGGUCGACAUUUAGAUAAUAGUAAUGGCCUUGGAAAUUCUAAAGAAGAUUUGUUAGGUAUGAUUCAACAUGGAGCGAGGAAAGUUUUCGAAUCACAAGGUGAGAACAAAUCUAUGCUAGAAGAUGACAUUGAAGCAAUCUUACAAAAAGGUGCUCAAAAGACUGCCACUUUAAAUGCAAAGUUUGACAAGCUCGGGCUAGAUGAUUUACAAAAUUUUACUUCCGAUUCUUCUACAUAUGAAUGGAAUGGUCAGAAUUUUGCUAAAAAAGACAAUUCUGGGGAUACGGCAUUUGCAUGGAUUAAUCCGUCUAAAAGAGAGAGAAAGGAACAUGUUUAUUCAGUCGAUAAUUAUUACAAGGACGUAUUGAAACCUUCCUUAGGUGGUCAAAAGAAUAAUAGUAAAAGUAUCCAAGCAAGACCCAAGGCUCCAAAAGUUUACAAUAUUCAGGAUCAUCAAUUUUUUCCUCAGGGACUUAAAGAAUUGUUAGAAAAAGAACAGUUGGCUUAUAAAAAAGAAAUUGGGCUCCAAUACUCCUUGGAUGAGUUUGGUGAUAGUGAUGAAGAAUUUUUGUCAGAAGAGUUUAAAGAGGAAAUGAGUAGAGAUGAAAUGAGAGAGCAGGAACAAAGGAAAGUUGAUGAGGCAGUACCACUUACGAAAGAAGAAAUUGAUUUGAAAAACGAACUUUUAGCUCAGAGCUUUCACAGUUGGUCCAGAAGAGAUUUUACCAACUUCAUACAUGCAUCUGCAAAAUUUGGACGUUCUGAUUACAAGAAUAUCUCCAAGGCUUUGGGGAAUAAAACUGAGGAGGAAGUUGAGAAAUAUCUGAAAAAGUUUUGGGAUUCUUAUAAGCUUGUGGAAGGAUACGACAAAUAUGUUUCGCAAAUUGAAAGCAGUGAAAAGAAGACAGAAAAAUUGGCAAAUCAGCAGAGACUUUUAAAUCUCAAAAUGGAGAACAUUAAGGAUCCAAUGGGAGAUUUAAAAGUGCAGUAUCCUCCGAACAACUCCAAGCGUGUUUACUCAAAGCUCGAAGAUAGAUUUAUACUUAAAUGCGUGCACAAGCAUGGCCUCUUUGCCGAAAAUUUACUUGAAAAAAUCAAGGAAGAAAUAUGUGCCAGCGAUCUCUUUAAGUUUGAUUGGUAUAUACUUUCGAGGACACCUCAGGAGAUAGGAAGACGGGUGAAUACGUUGUUAUUAGCCGUUUCUAGAGAGAUGGAUGGUACAGCUAGAAAGAAGUCAAAACCUAAUAGUUCUAACGUGAGUACUAGAGCAGGGUCCGUUGAAGCAGCAAAUAAUAAUUCUUAA